Messenger RNA from Sclerotinia trifoliorum, 2516 nucleotides. Lineage: Eukaryota; Fungi; Ascomycota; Leotiomycetes; Helotiales; Sclerotiniaceae. The record is from the annotation of a GenBank genome assembly.
UAGCCCUGGUGGCCAUCUUGUUUUGGGCGAAUUUCAUAGUCAUUGGCUAUGAUAGCCAUGCCGAUUCCCCACGUAGCUGAAAAAGGGACUUAUCAGAUUCCACUCAUCACAUCCUCGCACCAGAGCCCAAAUCUCUCCACCUUGUUUGUGUAGGAACGACACCGGGACCGUCCACCAUAACAUUUCAUGACAUACAAGUCCAAUUCCUCUGUGUACGAGCUUUCUACGCCAUGUCUCAGUCCCUCUAUUCAUCGCUUUUAUUAGGGUUCGACAGCACUCGUUUGCUUCGACUGAUGCCACAUGAAGAUGAGAACGCGGAGAUUACGUGUAGGCUCUUUGUGUAUCCUCUACAUGAUUCAAUUAGAGGUGGCACUCAUAUGUACGAAGCGUUGUCCUAUGCCUGGGGAGGCAUAGAUAAUCCUCGUUUCAUUUCCGUAAACGGACAGGAUUUGAUUGUCAGGGAAAAUCUUCACGCCGCGCUAUUACGCCUUCGGGAUCCUGUUUUGGAACGCAUCAUAUGGAUAGAUGCUAUUUGUAUCAAUCAAAAAGACCCGAAAGAGCGAGGUCAUCAAGUUCAGCUUAUGGCGAAAAUUUACAGUAAAGCAUGUCGUGUGAUCAUCUGGCUUGGGGAGGCGGCGGACGAUAGUGAUCAGGCUCUUGAAGAAAUUGUCGUUGCUGCACGGCAAUCUAAUAUUACAAAUUCCUUUGAUGAGCAGUUUAUGAACCCUCCGGACGAGGAGAUUAUAGAGCAGUUUAUAAUGCCCUCAGACCAGCAACCUACAUCUUCUUUAGGGCUAGAAUUGGCAAAACUUGCAAUCGGCGAACUUGAAACUACUUCAGACAACGGAAUAAACCAGAUGGCAGUUCUCGCACUACUUCAACGUCCAUGGUUUCAGCGCAUUUGGGUAAGGAAAUAUCGCUCAAUAAUGCACAAAAAUGUUACUAAAAGUUGAUCCAGGUACUACAGGAAGUUGCUGCAGCUCGAAAUAUCCUAAUAAGGUGUGGUUCUGUGGAAAUUGACGGACAUGCGUUCUGCUUAGGUUUAGCUUCAUUGGAGAUCUACUACAAAGCUGAUCCAGGUCUGCAGAGCCUGGUCCGUUCUGUGACCUACCUCAUGAGGGAAUCGAUCUUCCGACCUAAAUGUGCAACGAGUAGCUCAAAUAAUUACUCCCUCAACAUCCGCCCGCUAGUCGGACUGAUAGAAAUGUACUAUGCCCAUCAGGCGUCUGAUGACCUUGAUAGAGUGUAUGCCUUACUCGCUAUGAGCUCUGAUAAUCCUGUAUCAAAAGGUUUAUUACCUGACUACACAAUUUCAUGGGCACAGCUAUUUUUACAGCUUGUAAAGUUCAUUCUCUGCGAAAAAAUAUCUGUGGAUAUUUGCCAGACUAGGAGAAUGGCAGUGAUCAAAAGCAAAGGCCGUGUUCUUGGCACGGUCCGCUCGGCAAGGCGUACUCCCUGGAAGCACACGCAAAUUUUGGAGAUCGAUUUCCUCCGUUUCGCCACCCGCUAUGGAAAGUAUGAUAUUCAGGAGUGGAAACUCCCAACGGCACGGAAGGACAUACAAGCUGGCGAUAUAGUCUGUUUUCUAGAAGAUAUCUCAAGGCCAAUGAUAAUUAGGCCAUGUAAUGAUCACUUUGAUGUCAUUAUGAUUACAGCGGAUCUGAAAGUGGACUUAAAGAAUUAUACUUUUCAUACGUGGGUUAAAAACUGGUCUCUAGGAUUUUUCACAAGUUUAUCGAGUGAUUUUUUACUUGUUUGGGAUUUGGAGGAUCCUCAGGAGAAGAUCGGAUACUCAGUACGAGAAGUUCGUGGAACAUUUUUACCCUCGAACUCGCAACAGAAUGUUUUAAACUCAGAAGUCGGGGUGUAUACAGACACAAAGGAACACUUAAGAUUGGGUAAGUAUUCGGAGGUGAGGAAGGAUUACGAGGUGGAGAAGGAUCCAGAGAUAAGGGGUUAUUCAGAAAUGAUGACAGAAAAAUUGAGCGAAGUGAUCAGAUUGCAGAACGUAGCUCAGAUAUUACAGAACUCGGAACUGUAUGGAGACGCAGAAAAAUGGUUUUCGCGAGUAGUACUGGCAAGAAGACACCUACAAGGAAGAACGCAUCCACAAACACUAAGCAAUAUAGCUGACCUACAGUCAGCCCAUGAAAAGCAAAGAGCUCUUGAAGAGUCGGAAAGCCGGGGUUAGGCUGGGCAACGGGGCUCCGCGGGGCGGAUUGUUACCCUCGGAGGGUAACCCGUGGAUCAUCCAUUUGUGGGGCGGGUAGUUGAAGAAUAUAAACGGGUAACCCGCGAAUAAUUUGCGGAUUAUUUGCGGAUAUCUAUCAAUUCGCAGAUUAUCCAUUUAUCCGUAGGUAGAUGGAUAUUGUAACGAUCUGGUCGAGGCAGCGACUGCCUGAGGUUCGUAUAGUUGGUAGUUGUGGGUUAAGGCUAUUAAUCACUGAUUAUUCAUUUGAAAAUGAAUCCGUUACUAAAUCAAAUAGAAUAUAAAUAAACUAAUUGAUAACUAAAUU